AUGAGCCGCCGGUCCGACUCUAAUAACGACAAAAGUAUUAAAUACAACGACAAAGAUUACAGAGAAAACAACGAUCUUUAUAAUAGGCAACAUAACAGAAACGUUUCAUCAGAUACUGUCGAGUCAUCAACCUUCUCUUCAGAUAGCGACGAUAGUGAUAAAAACGAAAGAAAAGGAAAAAAAGGUAGUGACGGCAUUAUAAAAAUUAAAAAAGUUAAAGUAAACACAGCAGCUGAAAACACCCAAUUAAAAAGAGUAAAAAGUGAAUCAGGAAAACUUGUUGAUAUAAAAACGAAACCAACGCCAACUCCAAGAUCACCCAUUAUAUUUAAAAGAUCAGAAAAGAAUAAUGAUGAAGAGUCAGGAAAAAGAAAUAAUAAUAAUAGAAAGGAGAAGAAAAAUAGGAAUUGUUGUUUAAUUAUUAUAUUAAUUCUUAUUAUAAUAUUCUUGUUAGGAAAUUUAAUAGUUCUAGAUGUAGUGAUGGUUAAAAAUACGUUAGCAUCAUCAGCAUCAAACAGCAAUAUACUUGGGGGAAUGACACCACUUGGAAUUUUUGCGUCGCCAGAUAUCGACAAUGUUUGCAAACUUGUUAACUUUCCAAUAUCAUUAAGCAAAUCGCCCAUCCAUUUCAAAUUUUGUUCUAAUGAUGUCGCGUUAUUUGAGUUGGCCCAGAUACCUUUUAGUACACAGAAUGAGGUAACAUUGUUGAAUACCGGUUCAAAAUCUUUGGUACAAAACUCGCACGGGAAUUGUUUUGGUGGCAAUCCCGCUAACAUAGACAUGCACACUACUGAUCUUAUUUUGAUCUCUAACUGUUUUGCUACUGGAUCAGAAGAAGUGUCGUUACAAAUCAAUCCAGAAUUAAUAGCUUCAUAUAAUGAUAAUUUAUCCAAAGAAGAUAUAAUUGUCCAUAGAUGCACAAUCAAUUAUUCCAAAAGUGACCAAAAUCCCGUGGAUUCUGUAAAAUUUUAUAAUAAAUACAAUCAUGAUAAAGCUUUUGGUAUACCUAGAAAUGAAAUAAGUUAUUUAGUACCCGAACAAUACGAAGAAGUAAUAAUACGUGUAUAUUCUAGAACACCUGAAAAAGUAUUAUUAUUAUUUCUUUUUCCUGACUCUUCAUCAUUAUUCUUUUCUGAUCUUUUAAAUAUCUUUUUUAUUUUGCAACAACAAAACAUUGCUUUGAUUAUUUUACUAAAUAUUGAAGAUGAGGAAGAAGACGAUGAAGCAGGAGGAUGA
Messenger RNA from Entrophospora sp. SA101, 1236 nucleotides. The record is from the annotation of a GenBank genome assembly. NCBI's taxonomy places the organism in Eukaryota, Fungi, Glomeromycota, Glomeromycetes, Entrophosporales, Entrophosporaceae.